This is a messenger RNA of Saccharomyces kudriavzevii IFO 1802, 2649 nucleotides long. Its product is annotated as metallo-dependent hydrolase superfamily protein. The transcript has a single exon. Gene Ontology annotation, cellular component: cytosol. Lineage: Eukaryota; Fungi; Ascomycota; Saccharomycetes; Saccharomycetales; Saccharomycetaceae. Bases 1 to 2649 code for a protein of 882 amino acids. The record is from RefSeq and is a predicted model, not a curated record. Gene Ontology annotation, biological process: IMP salvage. Gene Ontology annotation, molecular function: AMP deaminase activity.
AUGGUUGAACGAAGACCUUCAUUACUCUUUGAUGAAUAUCAGGAUUCUAUUGCUAAACCUAAUGAGACAAAGAAUAAAGACGGCAAGGCCCUGUCUAAGAACAUCAGUACUGCCGCGCAAUCAGGGUUGGAUCCAAAGGAGGUAUCUGUCGAUGAUAUGGAUAUGAUUUCUUUGCCUACAGCCUUUGAUAGGCAAAUGAUUUUAGGUUCGCCCAUGUUUUUCGAUCCUGAGGAUGAAGAGAACAAAAUUGACCCCAUCCCUUCUAUAUCUCAUCAUGUAAAUGGUGAAAAUGAUUACUUUGAUUCGUCAUAUUCCCCCCCGAAUCUUAAAACUGAGGAAGUGGUUAAAGACCUCUACGUUAACCCAUUUGAGUUGGUUUCCCAAAUGAGAAGAAAAUAUAUUACAACUUCCAAACAAGAUGGGGUUUCCAACAAUAAAAAUGACAUUCAAAACUGGUUAUUGUAUCCUAAGCCUCUACCCAAGUUUUGGAAAUUUGAAGAUGAUAAACGAUUCCAGGAUCUCUCUGACUCUGAUUUAAAUGAGAUCGGAGACGGUUCAGGGCCAGGAGCCCCUACGCCGCAUCAUCAUGGUUACUACUACCCUAGUUACUUUACAGACCACUAUUACUACACGAACUCUGAUCUAACAGGAAGAAGCAAGGCAAAAGUGCCAUAUACCGGUGAGUACUUUGAUUUGAAUCACUACAAAGAACAGUUUGUUGCCCAUCUAAACGAUCAAAAGAAUACGCAAAAUUCAUGUCAGCCUCCCAAUUCUGGCGAAGAAGAAUAUUUAACAGAUGUGCCUACAUUCCAAGAAUUCAGGGAUGAUUUUACCUACACCAUAGAGCUAAUUCAAUCUCACAAAUUUAAUGAGAUUUCGCGCAAGCGACUUUCUUAUCUAUUAGAUAAAUUUGAACUGUUUCAGUACUUAAACUCUAAGAAAGAGAUUUUAGCCAACAAAAAUGUUCCCUACAGAGAUUUCUACAAUUCUCGUAAGGUAGAUAGAGAUCUAUCUUUGAGUGGUUGCAUUUCUCAACGUCAAUUGAGCGAAUAUAUCUGGGGAAAAAUAAACUUGGAGCCUGAUAGAAUAGUUUAUCAAGACCCGGAAACAUCAAGAGAUUUCACAUUGAAGGAUAUCUUUCAGUUUGGCUGUUCUUCUGACGACCAGCCUAUCGCAAUUGGACUAAAGUUGAUUGAUGAUGAAUUUUUGGAUUGGUAUAGGAAUAUUUAUUUAACAGACUAUCAUUUGACACCUCACAAAGUGGCGAAUCUGGCCGGUAAAGAAAUGAGAUUUUAUCUACUAGCUAAAGUGUUUCUUGAGUUUGAUAACUUCAUUGAAGGUGAGUAUUUAGCGGAAAUUUUCAUAAAAUACGUUAUUCAUAUCCUGGAAAAAUCAAAAUACCAAUUGGCUCAAGUAUCCGUUAAUUUUCAGUUUUAUUCCAAAGGUGAAGAUUGGUAUAAAAAGUUCUCGCGAUGGUUGCUACGAUGGAAGCUAGUGUCGUACAAUGUCCGCUGGAAUGUACAAAUUACCAGAAUUUUUCCCAAAUUAUUCGAGGAGAAUGUUGUAUCAAAUUUUCAAGAUUUUUUGGAUCUCAUCUUCAAUCCUUUAUUCAUAUUAGAAAAGGAGGAGAUGAUGGAUUCAUCGGUCGAUCCCGAUAUUAUUGCUUUGCAGUUUUUUUUAUCAAACGUGUGUUCUAUGGAUUUGGUCAUUAAAGAAUCAGAUGAAUAUUAUUGGAAAGAAUUUACGGAUAUGAAUUGUAAGCCGAAAUUUUGGGCUGCACAAGGUGACAAUCCAACAAUUGCGCAUUACAUGUACUAUAUCUACAAAAAUUUAUCGAGAUUGAAUUUUCUGAUGUCGCAAUAUUCUCAAAAUACAAUCAUUUUGAGAAAUUACUGUUCUCCACUAUCUAGUAGAACUUCCCAGUUUGGGGUGGACUUAUAUUUCACAGAUCAAGUAGAAUCAUUGGUGUGCAACUUACUGCUUUGUAACGGAGGAUUGUUGCAGGUGGAACCGCUUUGGGACACGGCAUCAAUGAUACAAUAUUUAUUCUACCUUUUCCAAAUCCCCAUCCUAGCUGCCCCAUUAUCUUCUGUGUCAUUGUUGAACUCACAAAAAUUUUCUCCCGUGAAUAGUAAAAGCAUGCUUUUAGAUCACGAUUAUCACGAUUACCUGAAAGAUCGGGCGAUCACCAAGAUUAACCCCUCUAGAGAUAUUACUGUUGGCGAACAAAGGUCAUAUGAAACAAAUCCUUUUAUGAAAAUGUUUAAAAUGGGAUUGAAAAUCUCUUUAUCAUCGAGGUCGAUUCUUUAUAAUAGCUCCUACACGCUAGAACCUCUCAUUGAAGAGUACAGUGUCGCGGCAAGUAUUUACUUACUAAACCCAACAGAUUUAUGCGAACUAGCAAGAACAAGUGUGUUGUCCAGUGGAUAUGAAGGUUGGUAUAAAGCUCAUUGGAUUGGCGUUGGAAUAAAAAGGACCUCCUUCUUUGAGGAGGACGUUGGCGGAAUCGAUAACUGGUAUGAUACAGCAGAAGAUACUUCAAUAAAGCACAAUGUACCGAUGAUUAGACGAGGAUACAGAAAAGAGACGCUGAAUCAAGAAUGGGGCUUCGUCCGGGAUUACUUUGGAGUGAUCAAUUCCAUAUGGUAA